Molecule: messenger RNA, 1380 nt
Organism: Cicer arietinum (chickpea)
Lineage: Eukaryota; Viridiplantae; Streptophyta; Magnoliopsida; Fabales; Fabaceae
Product: jasmonate-induced oxygenase 1-like
Source: RefSeq, a predicted model, not a curated record
UUGCUCUCAAAUCACACUACAACAAUCUACACUAAUCCUUCUUAUCCCUCUCUGUUUUUGUGCUUUUCUAGUUCCACAAUAACUCAAAAGUGAAACAAACAAAAAAUGAUGAGUUGCGCUCAAGCAUGGCCAGAACCCGUGGUUCGAGUCCAAGCCUUAGCCGAAAGUGGCCUAAGCUCAAUCCCUUCAUGUUACAUCAAACCACGUUCUCAAAGACCCACUAAAACCAUUUGUUCUCCUCAAAAUCAUCAAAUUGACAUCCCCGUGAUCGACCUUGAGCACUUCUCCAGUAAGGAUCAUAUCCUUAGAGAGAAGGAGCUCAAGCGUGUGUCCGAGGCGUGUCGAGAGUGGGGUUUCUUUCAAGUUGUGAACCAUGGAAUUAGCCAUGAGUUGAUGAAGAGUGCUAAGGAAGUGUGGCGUGAGUUCUUUAACCUUCCACUUGAUGUGAAAGAGGAACAUGCUAACUCUCCAACAACAUAUGAGGGUUAUGGUAGUAGGUUGGGAGUGAAAAAGGGUGCUAUUUUGGAUUGGAGUGACUAUUUUUUUCUCCAUUAUAUGCCUCCUUCACUUAGGAACCAAACUAAGUGGCCUGCACUUCCAUCAUCCUUGAGGAAAGUGAUUUCUGAAUAUGGUGAAGAAGUUGUUAAGCUAGGAGGAAGGAUACUUGAAUUAAUGUCAAUAAAUCUUGGAUUGGAAGAAAAUUUCCUUCUCAAUAAAUUUGGGGGAGAAGAUGAUAUUGGUGCUUGCUUAAGGGUGAAUUUCUAUCCAAAGUGUCCACAACCUGACCUUACUUUGGGCAUAUCACCUCACUCAGAUCCUGGUGGUAUGACCAUUCUUCUACCUGAUGAUUUUGUGGCUGGCCUUCAAGUACGAAAAGGAAAUGAAUGGAUCACUAUUAAGCCUAUCCCUAAUGCCUUUAUCAUCAACAUUGGUGACCAAAUUCAGGUGCUGAGCAAUGCAAUAUACAAGAGUGUAGAACACAGAGUGAUUGUGAACUCAAUAAAAGAUCGUGUUUCAUUGGCCAUGUUUUACAACCCAAAGAGUGAUUUGUUAAUUGAACCUGCAAAGGAGCUUGUAACAAAGGAGAGGCCAGCCCUUUACCCACCAAUGACAUAUGAUGAAUACAGACUUUAUAUUAGGAUGAAAGGACCUUGUGGUAAAGUCCAAGUUGAAUCUUUGGCUACCAAAUCGUGAUUAAUUCUAAUAAUUAUGUAAUUUGCAAAUGAGAAAUUUGCAUAUAAUUAAAUAAUUGGACUUGGACUUGUACUUGGACUUGGACAUAGACAUGUUGCUCUUCAAUUGUCAUGUUUUUUAUAUGUGGUCCAAUUGAUGAAAUUAAAAAAAAUUUAUUGUAUCACAUGUUUCUUGCAUGUUGUAUUA